AUGGAAAUUGAAUUCUUUCGUGCUAUUAUGAAGCAUAGACCUGUUGGUAUUCACCGGCAUUUCCACAUGGUAAAUGUGCAUCAUGAUUUUAAUGCUAAUAGCGCUGUAAAAUGUACGAUACCCGAGCUAUGGGAACGAUUUGGUACAUAUUUUAACUUGUCUAAACUCGAAGAUUUGGAUCGUGAUUUCGAUGAAGAAGCUGAUGAAGAUAGCGCAUUUACAGAAUUCAGUUUGCCAAUGGAUGAAUACUACCAUCUCAUUGAAGAGCAUCGUAAAGCUGGUUCUUCACGUGGUGACUCUCCUUCACCGGCUCCCACAAAAAGUCAAAAAAGUCGAAGAGAACAAUCUCCUUCGCUAUCACAUACCGCUUCUCAAGAGUCUUCACCAGAACCUGAAGAUAAUAAAAAAACAAGAAGAACUAGGACUUCAAGAAAACCUGACGUUGCAGAACCCGUUAAGACACAAGCUUCAUCAAAACGUAGUGGUGCUAGAACACGAAAGACAUCAGAUGCCGCCAUGUCAAGUGGAACGGGGCCUAAACGUGGUGGCGUUCGUAAGAAGCAGAAAUAA
Dentiscutata erythropus is the source of this 570-nucleotide messenger RNA. NCBI's taxonomy places the organism in Eukaryota, Fungi, Glomeromycota, Glomeromycetes, Diversisporales, Gigasporaceae. The record is from the annotation of a GenBank genome assembly.